This is a messenger RNA of Callorhinchus milii (elephant shark), 7370 nucleotides long. RefSeq names its product Smith-Magenis syndrome chromosome region, candidate 8a (gene smcr8a). The transcript has 2 exons. The coding region runs from base 1 to 2841 and encodes 946 amino acids. NCBI's taxonomy places the organism in Eukaryota, Metazoa, Chordata, Chondrichthyes, Chimaeriformes, Callorhinchidae. The record is from RefSeq and is a predicted model, not a curated record. Gene Ontology annotation, molecular function: GTPase activator activity. Gene Ontology annotation, cellular component: guanyl-nucleotide exchange factor complex.
AUGAUCGCCGCGCCCGACGUGGUGGCCCUGGCGCGCGAGGAUGAGUGCGCGGAGCCGACUCCUCCGCCGCCGCCGGUGGUGGUGUGGCCGCCCUCUUGCCAGUCGCGGCCCGAGAACCCCUGGUGCCAGGCACCGUUCGAGCGCGAUUUCAUUAUGAUCUCCGAGUUCUCCGAGCAGGUAGGCCCUCAGCCCUUGUUAACCGUCCCCGACCAUGCCCGCCUUAACUUCGAUCUCAACUAUUUCUCUCUCAGGAUCAUGUCGGUGGAUUACCAGGCCUCCUUCGUGGGGCACCCGCCCGGCACGGGCUACCCCAAGCUCAAUUUCGUGGAGGACUCCAAAGUGGUGCUGGGCGACUCGAAGGAGGGGGCCUUCGCCUACGUCCACCACCUGACGCUGUACGACCUGGAAGCCCGGGGCUUCGUCAGGCCCUUCUGCAUGGCUUACAUCUCGGCGGACGAGAACAAGAUCAUGCUGCAGUUCCAGGAGCUCUCGCACGAGUUCUCCCGGGCCUCCGAGUGCCUGAAGACGGGCAACCGCAAGGCCUUCGCCGGCGAGCUGGAGAAGAAGCUCCAGGACCUGGAGUACACCCGGAACGUGCUGCACAACGAGACGGAGAUCCAGAAGAACUCCAACGAGAAGGGUUACUACACGUCGGUGGCCAUAGAAAAGGCUAACGAGCUGGCCAACGUGGAGCGCUGUAUCAUCGAGCACCAGGACCUUUUGAUGCAGGUCAGGACUUACUCCCACAAGAAGUCGAGGGAAGCGAGUUACGUAUCUUACGAGCCGGAUUGCGACGCGGAGCAACCCGAGGUAGGGUUGGAACAAUCCCUGGAUCCGGGCGGGCUGCCCGCAAAAGCCAACUGGUCCAACAGAAGGUCAACCUACACCCCGAAAUUCACAAGGGCUAAGUCGGCAAAGUGCUUUGAAAAAAAGCUGAAAACAUUAGAGGAGCUUUGUGACGUUUAUUUUUUUACUCAAACCCUAGAACAACUUGGUAACCUAGAGAAAUCGUUUCGAGGCGACGUGUGUUACCUGCUAACCCGCCAAAUUGAAAUGAAACUUCUGCAACAGCAGCGAAUCACCUCGUUUCUCUUCGAGGACUGCGUGGCCUUCAGCGACGAAGAGCAAACCGAAAAGCAGCGGCACGGCUACAAACCGCUUCCAAGUCACAAUAUUCUCAGCCAAAAUGUUGUAGAAGAUCCAUGUGAGUCCAAUGUGGCAGCCAGUUUUGAGUCAUACAAGUCUUGUGUGGAGUCUGUGCCAAUUAAAAUGGAGCAACAAGUGAACAUAGAAAGUUGUCACCAAGCAGUGGCGGAUUCCAUCCCUUGUAAAAAUCUUCAAGCGACUUUAGAUCUACUCGAUAUAGAAGGGAAAGAGAAGGGGAGCAUCAGCAGUGGUGAAAGUAUUGAGGUGCUGGGCACAGAAAAGUCUUGGCCAAACCCAAUUUUUGCCAAGUCUGAGAGCCAACCAAGUUUGCAAUGCCAGUAUCCAGAAGUUGUCAAGAGGAAACUUGUAGUAACCAAGAGGACAAACAGUGAGGACAGCAUUGAGGUCCUCUGUACCACAGAGUCUUUGAUACCAGAAGAUCUCAAGGCCUCUUAUCCAAGUGCAAUAUACGAAGAAGAGCCUGCUGUGAACAAUGUUGAAGAGUGUGGGCUCCGUGCAGAUGCUAUGCAACCAUUUACAAGUCCACAGGAUGCCAAUGAAUUCAGCAAUACCAACAUUAUAAGCAAUCCUGUCACACUGUCUAAUUUACCUGAGCCUGUAGACUCUAGUUGUUGUACUGGGAAAGAAAGCCCAAUCUUUACUGAAUCUAGACCUACUCUUGUGACUGAGUACAGCGAUGGAAUAAUCAAUGUUCCACCGCAACGUAGCAAGUCAGUAGACAAAAUAUCACCUGGAGAUUCUGUAAUGCAGGGGGGAGAAAAUGGAUUAACUAAUCUAACUGCUGAUCAAGUCUUGACUAGCUGUGAAAGGGAGGACAGCAAUCUCCCUGGCAAUGGAGAGUCUGGUCAGCUUCUACUGGAAGACUACUUGGAUAGCAUGAGUUACAUUAGUACAUCCUGGUGUUCUGAUAGAACACCAUCACCAGCGUUGCCAACCAGUCCAGCAAAGAGGCUCCCUGGAAAGCGUAAAAAGCAGUGUGGGAAAAAUGCAUUGUGGUUUAUUAGGCAAUAUUCUUUUGCUCAGCAGGCAAUCUUUUCUCUGUUGUCUGGACGGACACUCGUGGUAGUAGGUGAACAAGAAGGAAAGGUCAAGAAGCUUAUCCAUGCUCUGUCAAUGUUUGUUCCCAACUCUGGUAGGGGUGAAGACCCCAUAAAGCAAUGGGUGACAUUCCCUUUGCACAUCCACCAUUUACAAACUUGGAAACUUAUCGGAGUUCAGAGAAUAAUUUCUCCUGUGGGCUCCAGUGUGCUGCACUCACUGAAUCGCUACAGUCGUUACAUUAGUAUCCUAGACUCUGAUAAUAAGAGCUUGCGCUGCCCGCCUUAUCGAGGACUGCUGAUCACCAGGAUGGCCGACCACAGAACUCAGAUAAAGAGGGGCAGCACCUAUUACAUGCACGUCAACAAUCUGCUGACCAGGGUCUGCUCCAAGGCCUUCCUCUACACCUUCUGUCAUCACCUGCACCUCCCUAUUGAUGGGAGAGAGAGCGAGGAAUCUGUCGCCUGUCGAAGGUUAAACUUUUUAAAGCACCACUUGGGGUUGAUGAAUGACGAUGGCAAGAUUGUACAGUACCUUGCGGAGCUGAUAAAGCUGCACUACCUGCACGAGCCCGCAAAGGGCUUGAAUCAGGUUCUACGGUUCGCCUACGUCUCCAGCAUUGUGUGCAAGAUCUAGUGCCGCCACAACCUCUGUGUCUCCCACUGAAAGUGUUUUUUUUGUGUGUGUUUGGGUCACAGAAAAGCAUGCUUCUUUUCCCCCUGUAUUCUAUACUAUAUUGCUGUAGCAAUAUCUAUCUGAACAUCCCAUGAAUGAGUAAAGGAAGGUGUUCAUUGUUACAAAUCAUUGCUUAACCUUUCAGCAAUAGUCUGAAGCAUGAAUUCAUAAGAAUUAAGGUUGAUUAGAGUGGGUCUUUUGCUAAAUACUUUGGUCUUCAACAUUUUCUUUAAAUGAGGAGACUUUUAACAAAAAAAAUGCCCAAUUUGAGAAGAAUUUGAGCAUCUUUUCUGGGAAACCUGGUGCACUUUCCUGAUGUGGAAGUGAAACAAGCUGAUAUUUUCAGUUUCUUUUUCAGGAGACUUUGUUCUGGGGUUCUGGCAAAGCUAGAGAAGGAUUGUCUAACAGCAAGCCUGGGGUUGCUGAGCGGCUAUGACCAAGUGAUUAGAUACUGAAUUGCCUUUUUUCAUACAGUCCUGUGAAUUGAAGUGAUCUUUUGUCCAUCUCCGUUGCCUAACUUGAACCACUUUGCACUUGAAGAGACUAUGUGAAGAGGAAUCAAAUUGCUGGGUGCCAGGUCAGAGGUAGAAUAAGUCCAGUAUCUACUCUAUAAAUUGUUCUCAGAUGAAGAAAGCUCCCUCUAGAAUAGAAUUUAGGGUUUUGGGUGGCAGGCAGUAGCUUGGGGUGGGGUGGGGAGUCAGGAUACUGUACGGUAAAGCCCAUGUUGUCCUUGUCAAGAGUAAGCCACUCUUACUGUGAUUAACAAAAAAUAAUCAAAUCACUUGCCUCAGAUUAAGGAGGUUCUGUUACUGGAGCAGGGGGAGGAACAAUGGGUUGCAUACCUCUGUGUUGUGCCGUUUCAUGUAUCGUGAUACAUGUCUCUGUUUUAUCUGUAAAGCAUCGAAAAAGUCCUUCUCUAAUUGUUUACACUGCCUGGUCUUGUAGUUUGCAUGCUACCAGUGUAGGUACAAUUCUAAUACUGGACGAAUUGUGCCUACACCAGGACAAGUCCACUUUACAUGGUAUCCAUUUGAUCACGAAUAACUCAAAUGCAUUCCAGGUUAAUGGGGGAACGGAUGUCUACACUCCUCGAGAUGGGGGGGAAGGGAGGGAAACUAUUUUAGCAUUCAUCGCGGCUUCCUGUCCAUGCUUGAACUGGAUUUGGUCCAAGUCAUUGGUGUGGUAUAACUGUCAUUGUCAUGUAACCAAGAUUUCCCAAAUCUCAAUCGGAAGUGAAACUGGGAUCUUGAUUUUCAGAUAAUGCUUCUUGUUUGAAAGACUUGCAAUUUCUCAAAAGCUGCUUUUAAACUUAAGAGUGACAAUCUUAACUUAUUGUAACAUAGUGGGAAGAGGGGGUAAGAGGGGUAGGAGGGAUUUAGGUAAAUUGGAUACUUCUACACGUGAAAGCCAAAUGAACAGGUGAAUUAUCAGCAACUGUAUGUACAGGAUAGUAUGUACAGGUGAUGUGACAUAAUAUAAUACUUCGGCCCAUUGAAUUGGGGGGAGGGUGUAUAUCACUGACUCACUUGUGCCUUUUGUUUUAAAAAAAAAAUCCAUGCAUCUCAUUUGUUUGAUAUUCUGCAAUUCAUAGUGUACUGUUUAAAAUGGACUAAUGUCGAGAAAUGGUGGGUGAGUGGAGGGGUGGGCAGGGGAGAAGGAGAAAAACCUUAAUGACCUUAAAAAAAACACUGCACCUCUUCCCACAAGUCGUCUCUGUGCCUGGUUUGAUAAACCCGUUUGUAGUAGUACUGCAAUAUAUUUUUUAACCCUUGCCAAAUCCCGUGAGAGUAACCAACACUUCUGUACUUAAUAUUGUUUGUUAAUAAAUGUGUUUCUUUUUCGGAAAUACGAGGGUUUACCAAAUUGACUUUUUUUUGGAGGGUGGGGGGAGGAAGAGGUGACAGAAUUGUCACUGAACGAUCCUGAACGAAACCCAGUAACAGUGUAACCUCCAUCCUUGAUGUGAAGGAACCGAUCAUUCGUUUCUACGUGGGGUUCUAAAGUACCCAUUCAGCGUAUUGACCAGAACCGCUGACUUCUGUAACCAGUUUAAGCAUGUACCUGGCCGCUUGUAUUCAGUCUUCUGGAACCAGUCCACUUGUGUAUUGGGGUAUUGUGUUCCCUUCCUGUCACCUUGUUGCAACAGCAGCAACAGAGUGACUGGACAAUGUCAUCUGAAGUUGGUCAUUGCGUGUUCACUGUGUGUACUUACAAGCCACCCAAUAGCUGUUUAGCUGGGAGUUUAUGCUUCAUUUUGCUGUGCGCAAUUGGCUGCUGUGUUUUGCCCACAAAAUAUACAGUCAAAUCACUUUACCACAUAUCCUGUGAAGCGCUUUGAGACGUCUCAAAGACGUGAUAAGGCACUAUAUCAAAUGCAAGGAUUAUUAUUAUUGGGUCCGAGUAGCGAGUUGUCUUAUUUUUGGAUAAGAAUAACCAAAAUAUCUAGUUGGCACAGACUGUGAGUUACUGUGACUUCAUUCAUAAAAUGAAUUUGUAAUUAUUUCUGAUAGCAUGUUUUUAAAACUGGAACAGUUUCCUGUGAGAACCUUUUAAUUUGUUCAAAAGUACUGUGAAUGUAAUUGUGUAUGCUGAAUGUUUUCCCCUCCCCAUUUCAGAAUAGCUGAGUAUACCUAUUUCUCCUUUACCCAAUACACGUCAAGAAGACGUGAAAAGUGCUAUAUCAAAUGCAAGGAUUAUUUAUUAUUAUUACACCAAAUCAGCAGUCCUGUAAGGCUUUUGAUGGAUAGAACCAAAGGUAUAACUGGAACUUGAUUUCAUUUACAAACAGCAGGUUUGUACAUUGGUUAUAGGACGUUUUACUAACUGUCUUGGGCAGUGUUGCAGAGCUCCUUGAGCUCGCUCACUAAGUCUGCUGGACCUUUAUGGCAAAUUUGGAGAGUAGAGGGCCAGACACUCGAGUCUAUGGAAUGUGAUGCCCACAUUUCACCUGAAUUGAUCUCACCUCAAGUUACUUCACUUCACUCAAAAUCUACCGUGCAAGGAAGUGACCCAACACCAAUCUGACUUGGAGUUACUUUGCUUUUCAAGUUCAUGGAAGUGUUUGGCAGUUUCCACCUGUUUAGUAGGCAUUUCCCAUGGGUGUCCGCAUGCCAUUUGCGUACAGUAGUAGCUGCAUGCAGGAAACAUGGUGUUUCAUUCGUGACACUGUGAACGUGUCUUGAAUUUUACUUCACAGUGUGUCAGUACAUGUAACUGGUUAAAGGUAGCUGAGGUCCCCUUGCAUAUAAGCGGCUGUAUGAAGUGGGUCAUUGGCGUGCAUGUAGUACUGUAUAACCUCCUACCAUGGUUUACUUUUCAGGGAUAGAAUUUAAAUGAUCUGGUGAUUUUGAGGUAUUUUGUUUGAGAAUUUUUUCAUACAUCCAACUGACGAGAAUUAUCAAUGUCUGAAGAAACAGCAUUGUAUCUACUUAACUGUCCCCAAAACAUGUUUGCUUGCUUAUCUUUCUAGCCAUUUAAAAGAAAUAUAUAGUUAUUAUAAGAUGGAUUGUUCUGUAAUUAUUAGUGCUACAAUUGAUGAAACUGUAUUGGAAUUUUGCAGCACACUUCCCAGUUGAAAUGGCUGCUAUAAAUUUUUUUGGUUAACUUUUGCCAUCUCUUACCAGUCCGACAUCUAUGCUCUAUUGUACUGACUCACUUGGCCUAAUGGCGCAGUGGUGAAAAGUAGAGCAACACUAAAGCAUAGUGCCAAGAGGGUCACUGGGGCUGUGCUGUGUUAUCUGACCUCAGUUAGAGCUCUCUGCAGUUGAUCUCAGAACUGAGGGAGAUAAACUGGUUCCAUGGCUCCCACAGUGACCUGAUCAGACCUAUGAUCCAACCUAAGAGUGUGCGGUCCUGUUGGAUGCCACUAAAUGCCAUUUAAAAACACUUACCUUGGGUUCACUCUGUAAACUGUAUCCUCACUUUAAUCUCUCCUUCAGACUUCUUGAUGGCACCGUUCCUGACAUGUCAGAAAGAAGGACAGCAAAUAACUAUUUGCCAUUCAUGUUUCGAGGGAGUGCAACUAACCCUCUUAAUUUAGAUUAUUAGGCACAGUUUGAGCUGCAAGCGUAAAGUACAAUUUCAAUCGUGUAAAUUUAUCCCCUUUAUAAAUCAAAGCACAUGCCAGACUGGAACGUCUGCGAUAAUCUGCAGACAGGAUUUGUUUGCGGGACUAGUGGGUUCUUAAUGUAUUGUGAUAAUGUUCAUCUGACUGGACACGUUACCAUAAUGUUUAAAAUUAUUCCCCCGUUACUGGAAUUGCUCUGAAUUUUUAUUUUUUAAGUUUUUUUUAAAAAGUGCACUUUCUUGCUAUUUUAAUAUUGCACAAAACCUGAAUUAUUUUAAAAAUGCUCAAUGUUGUCUUGUGUAAAAAAACAUUGGUGUAUACGUUGUUUUGAAAAUGUACAGUCCUUUGUUGUCUUGGAAAUGUCGUGCCUUCCACUGGCCAUUGUUCAAACAUUGUAGACUUUAAUAAACCAUUUUGCAACUCA